CGCCCUAAAGCGAAAGCCUACGCAACAAUUUCGUGUCAUGUGUAGGUUUGCAAAACCGUACAGCUGGUGUGUACUGACAAACUCCCAUGACGCUAGGACACUAGGAAUACCCUUCAGGCUAUUUAAAACAACCUCCCGCCCUGCUUCCUUUCGUGAACUCAUGGUUAUUCUAGUUAUUUAUUUUUUCAAUACUGACUUCGCUGAUAGCCUACCUACAGUUCAUUCACUUAAGUUAGUUGUGGUUGGAUGUAAGAGCGUCUUUUAAAUAGCUAAAAUGGAAUAAUAAAAACUAAAGUAACAAAAUGUGGGACGUUUACAGGUCAAUCUGCCCAGAAUCAAAUAAUUCUUGUGUCAUUUUGUUGUAAUUCACAGAGGGAAUAGUUAGUGAGGGUCAUACAUAAAUCCUUAACUUGACCCACGUUUUUUGCGUUCCGAUGUGCUGAGGUUUUACUGACUAGGUGUGUACCCGAUGACGCACCAGGUGAAAGAUAUAUAACGCCUAAAGACACGUACUGAGCUAGUAUAGACCACAAACGAACAAUGGAUGAGAAUCAGCAGAAGUCUGUUCUUAAAGAAGGAUUCCUAGUGAAGCGGGGACACCUAGUUCACAACUGGAAGGCUCGCUGGUUUGUGCUCAUGCCAGAUACGUUGAUGUACUACAAAUUUGAUGGGGGCAAGAGAGACUCAUCUCAACGCGGAAGAAUAUUGUUGACCGAAUGCGAAAUAACGUGUCCGUUUCUGGACUUUGACAACCGGCCGCUGGUCUUCAAGCUGCGGACCAAGUGUUCAGCUGAGCAUUUCCUGGAGGCGUGUUCUCGCGAGGAGCGGGACCAAUGGGUAGCGGACAUCCGUGCGGCCGUGGAGAAACUCCGCCCAGCAGAUUCGUCUCCCUCCAGCCAGCCUAAGACCCCUGUACCCGGGUCAUUACAACUACACGAUGUCAGCCUGAAUCAGGUGGUGGACUCCAUGUAUGAUGUCCACAGUGGCAUCAAGCUGUCCAGCCACGCAGAACAGGCCAUCACCCACAGAAACUGCUUCACAGGUUCUGCAGUGGUGGACUGGCUGAUGUUCAGUCAGCGGGCUCUGACCCGUGUCGAGGCCGUGACCCUUGCCUCGGCCAUCCUGGAGGAAGGUUUCCUCCGGCCCGUGGGUCUGAGGAGCUUGGAGGCCCAGCGCAUCCAUGAACUCAGCGAGCAGUUCCUGGACGAUUCCACCGCUCUGUACGGCUUUCAGGCAGAGAAUUUUAAAAAGAGAGGAAGUGUGAAGGCGGACACGUCCCCGUCGAAUUCAGAGCUGAGCGGGAAAGUCGUCAAGAGGGGCUAUCUUCUGAAACAGGGACACAAGAGAAAGAACUGGAAGGUCAGACUGUUUGUGCUGCGCUCAGAGCCGGGGUACCUGCACUACUAUGACCCCAGUAAGGAUGACGUCAGUCCAGCGGGAGGGUUCUCUCUUCGAGGCUGUCUGGUCUCUGCUCUGGAGGAUAAUGGGGUUCCUUCAGGAGUAAAGGGUAAAGUACAAGGAAACCUGCUGAAGGUCAUCACUCAGUCAGAUGCCCACUACUACAUCCAAGCCCCCAGCAGACAGGAGAAGAUGGAGUGGAUAGAAGCUAUCAAGGCACACAGCUAGUGUUGGACAUCACCUGGACACCUCGAUCCUUGAAGAAUAUAAUGUGUGAACUUAGUUAAACUGGCAUUAACUGUCAGAACCUGACGAGGAAUGCUUUGUUUGUUUUUUUAUUCAACCACAGAUUAUUGAUUUGUCUUCAGUGCUUUAGGUCAACCGUUGGGUCAACUUUGUGUUUUAACUUUGAUCUGAGGUUAUACAUUCCAUGAAUGUAACAAUAUACAGUUACGUUUGGAAUAAUCGUAAACAUGUAAAUAGAUUUAUAAUUUGACUCUGUUGUUUGAGUGUUGAAUAAUGUAUGUUGUGUGAAUCAAUUUCAGUACUGUGUGUGUGCGUGUGUGUGUGUGUGUGUGUACAUGUAAAUCAGUAGUUAUGUAGUUCAGGUACAGACACGUAGCCAGUGCUACUUCAUUUCACAGCCAUCUGGUUGAGGUUCAAACACACUGUGACCUGUGGGAAAUAACAUCAUGCUUGCAGCCAGACCAGACCAGACCUGUCAUCCAUAAACACACUACAUUGCUUAAGUAUUCAUCCCUCCUUGGACUUUCACAAUGUGUUGCGUUUCAAGUGCGACUGAAGUGUAUUUAAUUGUGUUUUUUUAAUUUUAUAUAAAUUAUCUCCUCAAAAUACUCUGUCAUGUCAAAGUGGAAGAACAAUUCAAUGAAAAAUAAAACGCUAAUAAACUUUGAUAAGUA
Messenger RNA from Esox lucius (northern pike), 2318 nucleotides. It is a transcript of the gene plek2, whose product is annotated as pleckstrin 2. Gene Ontology annotation, biological process: intracellular signal transduction; actin cytoskeleton organization. The transcript is spliced from 9 exons. Gene Ontology annotation, cellular component: plasma membrane. NCBI's taxonomy places the organism in Eukaryota, Metazoa, Chordata, Actinopteri, Esociformes, Esocidae. The record is from RefSeq and is a predicted model, not a curated record. Bases 541 to 1626 code for a protein of 361 amino acids.